AUGGUAGGGAAAGGAAAGAAGUCGCAACCUAGAUUUGUAGGACCUUAUAAGAUUCUACAACUUGUGGGAAACGUGGCCUAUAAGUUGGAACUGCCACCAAGAUUAUCUCGAAUUCAUAACGUUUUCCAUAUGUCUAUGCUCAAGAAAUAUUAUCCAGAUCCAUCUCAUGUACUGCAACCGGAAAAUAUUGAGAUUGACGAGGCACUGACUUAUGAGGAAAUACCAGUGAAACUUCUGGAUCAUAAGGUGAAGGAACUAAGAAAUAAGCGAAUUCCUUUGGUAAAAGUCCUUUGGAGGAAUCACGGAGUAGAGGAAGCAACUUGGGAAGUAGAGGAGGAAAUUCGAAAGAAAUACAAAGACUUAUUUUCAGAUCAAGGUCCAUAUGAUGCCACUGUUAUUGAUCAAGUUACUUAA
Molecule: messenger RNA, 414 nt
Organism: Coffea eugenioides
Lineage: Eukaryota; Viridiplantae; Streptophyta; Magnoliopsida; Gentianales; Rubiaceae
Exons: 2
Coding region: 1-414 (137 amino acids)
Source: RefSeq, a predicted model, not a curated record